GAGCCAGCUCCCAGCCUCAGGCACAUGAUCUGUGAAAAGAGGGAGCUGGCAUACACACAUGUGCCAACUAUAUAGAAAUGCACAUCUCCAGCUCCUGGCCGCCUCGCUGCCUCGCUAGCUCGCUCGCUCUCCUCUGGUCAGAGGGACUGCACCAACCUGCCUUCCCAGCAAGGGGGCUCCAGAGGCAUUGUCCAGCAAGGGCACCAGGCCUGAGGAUCUGGACAGCUCCUUGGGGAUGUCCAGGACCUCAAGAGGAGAUGUCCUCAUGGCUGGGGCCACCUGUGCCUGAUAUCACUCCUGAAUCGGUUGUGGAGCUGUGGAAGGCUGAAGCCCAGGAUGCUAAGCAGCUAUGGAAGGCUGAGACUCAAGAUGUGGUGGACAGCCUGGGAAAGGCUGGUAGCAACUUCAUCCUUGGGGAGGAAGCCAGGACUUCCCAUCCCAGUAAGGGAGGCUCAGAGGCUCAGUUUGCAGGACCAGCAUCUGUCCUAUUCCCCUGCUCAGAGGUUCAUGCAGAGUCUGCAGAGCAGCGGCCACUAAAGAGGAAAAAGGGGCCGGCUCCCAAGAUGCUGGGGAACGAGGUCUGCAGCGUGUGUGGGGACAAGGCUUCAGGCUUCCACUACAAUGUCCUGAGCUGCGAGGGAUGCAAGGGAUUCUUCCGCCGGAGCGUGAUCAAGGGCGCCCGCUACACCUGCCACAGUGGUGGCCAGUGCCCCAUGGACACCUACAUGCGUAGGAAGUGCCAGGAGUGUCGCCUGCGGAAGUGCCGCCAGGCAGGCAUGCGGGAGCAGUGUGUCCUGUCGGAGGAGCAGAUCCGUCUGAAGAAGCUGAAGCGUCAGGAGGAGGAGCAAGGCCAGGCAUCGUCGUCGCUGACCCUGCAGGCCCCCUCGCCGCCCCCGGCCCUGCCUCAGCUCAGCGUGGAGCAGCGGGGCAUGAUUGAGAAGCUGGUGGCUGCCCAGCAGCAGUGUAACCAGCGCUCCUUCUCUGACCGCCUCCGGGUCACGCCCUGGCCUCUGGCCCCAGACCCCCAGAGCCGCGAGGCCAGGCAGCAGCGCUUCGCCCACUUCACGGAGCUCGCCAUCGUCUCUGUGCAGGAGAUUGUGGACUUUGCCAAACAGCUGCCCGGCUUCCUGCAGCUCAGCAGGGAGGACCAGAUCGCCCUGCUCAAGACGUCGACCAUUGAGGUAAUGCUCCUCGAGACGUCCCGGAGGUAUAACCCUGGCAGUGAGAGCAUCACCUUCCUCAAGGAUUUUAGCUACAACCGCGAUGACUUUGCCAAGGCAGGGCUGCAGGUGGAGUUCAUCAACCCCAUCUUUGAAUUCUCCCGCGCCAUGAACGAGCUUCAGCUCAAUGACGCUGAGUUUGCUCUGCUCAUCGCCAUCAGCAUCUUUUCUGCAGACAGGCCCAACGUACAGGACCAGCUUCAGGUGGAGAGGCUGCAGCAUACCUAUGUGGAGGCCCUGCACGCCUAUGUCUCUAUCCACCACCCAAAUGACCCCUUAAUGUUUCCACGGAUGCUAAUGAAGCUGGUGAGCCUCCGCACCCUGAGCAGUGUCCACUCAGAGCAAGUGUUCGCCCUCCGCCUGCAGGAUAAAAAGCUCCCGCCCCUACUGUCGGAGAUCUGGGACAUGCAGGAAUGAUCCUCUUCCGUGUCCUAGCCUCAUGUGCACUGGGGUGAAGGAUGGGCCAGUGUGUGGAUAUGGGGAGAGAGCUGGUGAAUGAGGAGGGGAAGACAUCUCUUUGGGCUAGACUGGGGUGGAGAUCCUAAGUGGGGCAUUAAAAGAGAGUUGAAGGGUUGGGAGUUCUCUGGCUAUUAGGGAAAGUGGGGACACGGUCUAGGCAGAGAGGAAUGACCAGCUUGGGAUGCCUGUUUUGCACAAGGCUCUCUAAGCCCACUGCCAUUGCUUCCUGCCUUCUUCACAUCCGUUGGUCAAAUGACAUGUCAUCCCUCUGUGCCUGGCUGAGAAGACACCCUGGGCAUGACGUGUACCAUCUCACAGCCUGACCACUGGGGCAUCCUUUGACCAGAAUGUAAAAUGGAGACUAAAGUGUCUGAGUUUCUAAGGAAGGGAAGGAGACCUGUGGAAGUGGAAAUUCUUGGAGGUCAAACCAAGGACAAAACCUCUGCUCUGGAGCCAUCCUCUCCCCUUUCAUCCCAGAUGAUAGUUUGUUUAUAAGA
Molecule: messenger RNA, 2176 nt
Organism: Phascolarctos cinereus (koala)
Lineage: Eukaryota; Metazoa; Chordata; Mammalia; Diprotodontia; Phascolarctidae
Source: RefSeq, a predicted model, not a curated record